AUGCCUAUUGCUCCCAUUAUCACUUUCAAGGCGGGCAAAUGUGAACUCGAAGUAAGUCCGCCUCCUUCGCAGGCUCGGCGCCCAGAUCCGACGCCCGGCUACAUCUACCUCUACUCCGAAGAUGAUCUUGUUCACUUCUGCUGGCGCCCACGUGGAGCGCCGAUGGAUACUCCGGAGCUAGAUUUGCUCAUGCUUCCUACCGAUGGCUCUUUCACCCCGUACGAGCCCAUGUCCGCAGAGAAUCCCACUCCAGAGAAGAAGCCCACAAAUGGCCGGAUAUACGUCCUCAGAUUCUCUUCCAGCUCACAACGCUACCUCUUCUGGCUCCAAUCCGGCUCACAACAUCCGAACAAAGACCCAGCAUGGUUCUCCGCUCGUGACUUGAAGCUCGGUGAGAUUGUCAACACUCUGUUGCUGGGUGAGGAUGUGAAUGUGGAGGAGGAAAUGGCAGCUGUUCCGCACGACAGCGACCGCCGGGAUGGUGGUGACGAUGACGAUGAAGCUAUGGAGGAUGUUGAAGGGACUAACCACGAUCACGGCUUUCAUCGUAGUGGCAGUGGAGGCGCUGGGCCAGGCGCCACUGGCGGCGAUAUUCGCGAAGAAGGCGAGGAGUCACGAGAGGGAGGUGCUGACGGUGGACGAGCAGCUGCGGCCGGUGAUAUGGACGCCAAUGCCAUCAUUCAGAACUUCAUCAACUCGAUGGGUGGCAAGCAGACAGGGCCUGGUCGGCAAGCCGCACAGGGCAAACUCUUCACAACGCUACAAGAUUUGCUCACGCCUGCAUCAACUAUUGCGUAUCUCGAACAAAUCAGCGAGCCUGAAGUCGAUCGGUUACUUCAAUACCUCCCACCCCAGCUCCUGACGCUCGCCAAAACGGCCGACGGUGUAUCAGAGGACUCCGACCUGAACCUCACUCAGAAGAAGUCCAUUUUGGCCCGCGUUCUCCGGUCGCCUCAAUUUACGCAGUCAAACUCCAGCCUGACGAUUGCGCUACGAGACGGAGGUCUCCCCAGCAUCGCCGAUGCACUUGGCGUGCAGGUCCAGAAUGGAGGUUUCAUGCGGGGUGGCGCCGUGCCUUUGGGCGGUGGCGAGGCCGUGGAAGCCUUCUUGGAAGGUGUCAAAGACCAGGUGAAGAAGGAGAGAGGAGAGGGUGGCGAUAGUAUGGAUACUCAGUAA
Messenger RNA from Cyphellophora europaea CBS 101466, 1176 nucleotides. RefSeq lists its product as uncharacterized. Gene Ontology annotation, biological process: ubiquitin-dependent protein catabolic process. The record is from RefSeq and is a predicted model, not a curated record. Bases 1 to 1176 code for a protein of 391 amino acids. The transcript has 3 exons. Gene Ontology annotation, cellular component: proteasome regulatory particle, lid subcomplex; nucleus; cytoplasm. NCBI's taxonomy places the organism in Eukaryota, Fungi, Ascomycota, Eurotiomycetes, Chaetothyriales, Cyphellophoraceae. Gene Ontology annotation, molecular function: proteasome binding; ubiquitin binding; endopeptidase activator activity.